CCACAAUAAUAAAUAUGAAAUUGGAACAACAAACCCAAAUCUUACUCCCAACUAAAAUUAAAAAACGAAAAACUAUACCCCCCGAAUUGCUUGUUGAUAUAUUCAAAACCAUCAACACUUAUCCAUAUGAACUGUCGAGAGGUUUGUGGAAGAUGUAUGCUGAAAAGUUGAUGACUUCUUCGUCCAUUGUCUAUUUAUCGGCUGGAAAUGCUUUCCGACAAUGCAAGAAAAAAAUAAUGUCGUCUUCUAAAAAUAUUUCUUUUGGAGAGGAGAGUAAGCCUAUUGACAUGUUUUCUGCUGAUGAGAAACAAGCAAUUGAGAUCUUGAAGAAUAAUGACUAUUCAGAAGAUCCUUCUACAAAUGCUUAUUGGGCACUUAAGUUUAUGAAUGUUUUGGGUGCGAAAAGAACUUUGGAAAAGACUAAUGAAUCUUACUUGAGUCAAAUUGUUGCUUUAAAAUCUCAAAUUUUUCUACACGAAAUUCAAAAGUCUAAACUUGAAAAAGGAUUGGUGGCUUCUCCUGGAAGUGUUACUGGUAAAUCAACUGGUACACCAACUGGCACUGGCAUUGUUAGUCCAACUGGCAUUGUUAGUCCAAAGCAAUCGACUUCAACUUCUUCAGUUGUUAAUAUUGUGGACCAAGUAUGUGCUGUUUGUGAGACCAAUCCGAUUAAACAUCUUUACAAAGAUCACUGGAUUUGUGGCUCUUGUUACACGCGUCCUAUUAAACCACAUGCCCCUUGUUCAAAUAAUGGGGAAUGUAAGACGUAUCAAUUAUUGAAGUGCCCACCUUGCCGAUUAAAAAAAUUCAGUCAGCUUGGAAUUGUUAAAACGCCAAGCAAACCUGAGAGCAAGAAGGAAGAGGGGUCAAAUGAGAGGAAGAGAAAGCUUGCUGAGCUUACUGGGGAAAAUCCUGAUAUUGUUUGUGAAGACACUCCACCACAAUAAGAUGUUUGAAGGGUGUUGGAAAGGUUUUUUGCAUUAUUUUUUCUCUUCAGGAGUUUAUGAAUUAAAUAUUUAUUUUAAAUUUAUGCGGAGACAAUUAAAAAUUAAAAUACAC
Messenger RNA from Meloidogyne enterolobii, 1059 nucleotides. The record is from the annotation of a GenBank genome assembly. Lineage: Eukaryota; Metazoa; Nematoda; Chromadorea; Rhabditida; Meloidogynidae.